AUGCGUUUCAGCAUUUUGGUUGCGCCUGUUGUGGCCGCGUUUGUUGCGAGUUGUAGCAGUUUUGUCAGCGCAGAAGUCGCUGCUCUCGAUGGCUACACCUACGACGGCAAGGAAGUGGUCCGUCGUCUUCGAGAAGAUAGUGACGUUCAAGAGGAGAGGUACCCUGGUAUUGAAUCCAUUAAAAAUGGAAUAGCACGAAUUCAAAAAAGUGUAUCCGGUAAACUUAAUAUUGGUCCAGAAAGUGAACCCUUGUUGCAAAGUGCAGCAGCAUUGGAUCAUUCGCCGGCCGGUAAAGAACUGGAGAAUAUCAAUUCAGCCCAUCCUACAUCCGAACAGAAAGUUGAAGGUCAAGCAACGGCUGAGGAAAAUAAACCACCACCUCUAACUCCGUCGGAGGAAAAGCCUCCUCAUGAAUCACAAGGAAAGAAAGAGGAAAAAGAGCAGGCCAAGUCACCACCAAAAUUGGAGGAAGACGAGAAAAUUUCUGAUAAAGAUGUCAAAGUUUGGAACGAGUUUGUAGAGAAUCUGAAGCCCGAGCACAAAGAUUUGUUGAAAAAACGCAAAAUUAAUGUGGAGCUUAUACAGAAAGGAGAUACAAACGAAGUCCUUAAAGUCAUGGACUUAGUUGUCAAGGGGACGAAGAAGGAAAGGGGAUUUUGGACCAAGUUUUUUAUCUACUGCUUAUAUGCAAUUGGUCUCGCCUCUUUCAUCUUUGUCGUUAUCCAAUUCAUAACCUUACACUCAAAGCCACGGGCAAGUGUUUAG
Peronospora farinosa is the source of this 765-nucleotide messenger RNA. The record is from the annotation of a GenBank genome assembly. NCBI's taxonomy places the organism in Eukaryota, Oomycota, Peronosporomycetes, Peronosporales, Peronosporaceae.